UGGUGUUAUUACAAUCCAAGGCAAAUAGGGUCACUGUUCUCGUUUGUCUUUCUACAAAACUUACUAGUUACAUUUCUUCACAUUUCUUCUCAAAGAUCUGUGAUCAUGUUCGUAAAGGCCGUAUUGAGUGUAUUUAUUUUUUUAUUCGUUCUUGUAACAGUAAAUGCAUUGUGUAGCCAUCCAUGUUCUCGAGUCAACAGAGGCGAAUUUGUUGAUGAAACAAAUACAUACACAUUUUCAUGUACCAAUACAUCAAUUUUAUCUGUGAAUAAUGGAGAAGAAUUAAGAGAAUGUUAUGCAAGGCUUGGAGCCUUUCUUGUAGUCAGGAAUGGUGAUAGAUACAGAUGUGUUAAACACACCCUAUAUGACCGUACCGCCCGAAUAAUAUUUGUUUAUGUUACACCUUACAGAACAUUUUUAAGUGAACCAUCAAUUUGUGAUGUCUGUUCAGGAACAUUUACAUCAGCUUUAUUUGUCGCUAAAGGACAAGAUUAUCAAGCUGCGAAAUUACGAACACCACCACGAUUGGGAUGUAACAGACCGCCACUCUGUCCUAUUACCGACUACGCUAAUGAUAGACCAUGUACUGGAUGUGAACCACAGGAAGAUGACGGAUUAGGAUGCUCAAGAUGUAAAACAUGCAAAAGAUCAUACAAUUAAAAAACAUGAAAUCCUAA
This is a messenger RNA of Mytilus trossulus (common blue mussel), 677 nucleotides long. RefSeq lists its product as uncharacterized. The record is from RefSeq and is a predicted model, not a curated record. The transcript has 9 exons. NCBI's taxonomy places the organism in Eukaryota, Metazoa, Mollusca, Bivalvia, Mytilida, Mytilidae. The coding region runs from base 106 to 660 and encodes 184 amino acids.